AUGGAUUCGGUUCUUCCAUUGGCCGUCGCAUCUGUUAUUCUCGGAGCGUUGAUCGCCGUCCUCUUCUUCGGUAGCUACUUCCGGAAGCGGACAUCGGAGGUGCAGUCCAUGGCCAAAGCGGAGCCUCAGGAUCUGAUCCGGAAUCCCAAAUCGAACCCCAAGAAGAAUCAUCCCAAAUCUCACGCGUCCGACAAGGUACUUUCUACUCCAUUAGCGGUGCCAACUGAGAUUUGCGAACAAAUCCGAGUUUAG
This is a messenger RNA of Thlaspi arvense, 252 nucleotides long. The record is from the annotation of a GenBank genome assembly. Lineage: Eukaryota; Viridiplantae; Streptophyta; Magnoliopsida; Brassicales; Brassicaceae.